AUGAAAAUCCCAACAAGUUCAAAAGAGAUAAUCAUAUUCUUGAAACAAUUCACUCCCUGUGAUGUUUCUGAUUCUUUAAACAAACAUGGUGUUGCCAGUGGAGGAUUCAUCCCUAACCUUAUCAACUUUUCACCAACCGCACCGGGGGAAUCUGCUGUGGGGAAAGCAUAUACUGUUCUCUAUGCUCCCAAAUCCGAUCCCAGGCCUGCAGUGAAAAAUGCAUAUAUUGAUUCAGUUCCUCCCGAUUCAAUAGUAGUAAUUGGCCUUCCAUUGGACCUUCAAACUACUACAGCUCCUUACACGAAAGUCAACAAUGCAAUGUACGGUGGCUUAAUGUCAACUAGAGCUCAAUAUAGUAAAGCGAACGGAUCAGUUAUCUUUGGAAGAAUUAGAGACUUAGAUGAACACAACGAUUUGAAAUAUCCCGUUUGGUCGUAUGGAGUAGGAACGUCUGCUCCGGGCUCAUUAUUAAAAGUUGUUGGAAUAAACAUUCCGUUGCAAGUUAAAGUUCACGGGUUGAGUCAAGACGAAGAAGUGAUAACGGUGAACCCUGGCGAUUACAUCAUUGGUGAUAAAAACGGUGUUGUUAGUUUGCCUGAUGAUGAACAGUUACCUUCUGUAUUGGAGUAUAUUCCCAAGCGAGUAGAAGCUGACACAAAAGUGAGCCAAGAUAUUAAAAAUGGGAAACCUGCAGCUGAAUCACAGAAGUUCUGGCGAAGUAAAAUAUAA
This is a messenger RNA of Spathaspora passalidarum NRRL Y-27907, 729 nucleotides long. Its product is annotated as bifunctional 4-hydroxy-4-methyl-2-oxoglutarate aldolase/oxaloacetate decarboxylase. The transcript has a single exon. The record is from RefSeq and is a predicted model, not a curated record. Lineage: Eukaryota; Fungi; Ascomycota; Pichiomycetes; Serinales; Debaryomycetaceae. Bases 1 to 729 code for a protein of 242 amino acids.